AUGCCACAAGACUUGGAAAAGCAUAUUUUGAAUAAAGGAGAAUUCGUGUGGAGAUCAUGCAAUAAUUUGAUAGUUCUGCGACGCAAGGAUAAGCGCGACGUUUAUAUGCUCUCCACAAAACACAAAACUAUAGAGAUUGUCGAGCAAUCAAACAAACAAUUACAGAAAGUAAUGAGGCCGAAAUAUAUCGUGGAAUAUAACAAGGGUAUGGGUGCAGUUGAUCAUCAAGAUCAGAUGUUAGCCUGUUUCCCAAUAAUGAGAAAAGUCAUGAAAGGAUACCGAAAGCUUUUCUUUUACAUAUCAGAUAUGGCUCUGUUCAAUACCUAUAUUAUGCAGAAAACAAUUUACAGUCAAAAACGGGAGACUUAUGUUGAUUACCGUGAAAAUAUAGCGGAGGCAAUUUUACAAAUUGUUAAAUUACCGGACUACAAAAUGCGUGGGAAAUCAUCAGUUGGAACACCUCUUCGACUCCAAGCUCAAUAUUGGGCUCAUUUCUCCAAAAAUAUAGAUCCGACAGCUCGGAAUAAGCAUCCAACAAGGACGUGUAAAGUCUGCUGUAAACAUAAAAUUCGAAGCGCAACGAAGUGGGAAUGCGCGAAAUGUAAAGUGGCUUUACAUCUGCCAGAAUGUUUUAAGAGCUAUCAUACCAUAGAGGAUUUGUAG
Messenger RNA from Bombus pyrosoma, 663 nucleotides. Its product is annotated as piggyBac transposable element-derived protein 4-like. The transcript has a single exon. Bases 1 to 663 code for a protein of 220 amino acids. The record is from RefSeq and is a predicted model, not a curated record. Lineage: Eukaryota; Metazoa; Arthropoda; Insecta; Hymenoptera; Apidae.